AUGGAGCAGGUGCACGGCGUCGACGUCAGCUGGAUGACGCAUGGCUCCCCGAAAGGCAAGUUGGCCCUAUGCGCGGCGCCGCCCGGCCGGCGCGGCGACGGACCCCACAAGUUCAACAAGUCGGCCUCGUCUCCGCCAAAGACUCCCGCUGCCGCACAGCCACGAGCGAUCCCAUCGGCGGCUACGAAUCCACGGAAUCCGCAGGGCACGGUAGAGGCCGCGAGCAAUGGCGACAAGACCAACGGCCAGCCGGAACCCAGUCCGUCCAAUACCACACCUUCACCUGGCGGCGGAAUCGCGAGACGGCUCUCCCGGUCCGGGUCGAUAGAUAAGCAGCCUGGUCCGAAUGGCACGCCGCCCGGCUCAAGACGCAACUCGUGGUUCUCCAGCAUCUCGGCCAAGUUCUCCAGCUCCGCCAACACGCCGCCGAGCAUCUCGCCACAGCAUUAUCACUCGCUCCACCACCUACAGGUCAAGGAGCAACAGCAGAAUCAGCAGUUGGAUGGCACCGGUCCGCAGCCGCAAGGCCAAAACCAGCCGCCGCCCCAGUCUGCGUCCACACCCGCUGAACCGCCCCCGCCCAAGUUGCACACGACGAGGAAUGCCGUCCUGCCGCAUGCCGCCAAGCCAGAUGGCAGUGGCCCCUAUACGCCUGCCCCGCCAAAGUCUAGCCAGGCCGGCAUUCUGGGUGUGUUCCGGCGGCUCUCCUCGUCUGGCGGCAGCGGGCAGGCGGCAGCAAAGCUUGGCAACGGACUCGUCGACCGCGUGACCCUCAACGUUGAUCAGGAUCGCGAGCGAUGUCCAAUCUCGGAGCUCAAGGACGCCAAGCUGCGGCGGGUUUCUUUCUGCGUGGAUGUGGAGAUUGCGCCGAUGCCGAAAUACGCCGAUGGUGACGUCGCGCAAAGACCCGCCGUGGACAGGACGCAAAAGAAGAAGCUCAUUGACAAGGGCGAGGGUGAGGCAUUGAAACACCCCAGGGUCGUCGAGGCGCAAAAGGAAGCCGACGAGGAGACGCCCAAGCCUGCUGCGGCGAAGCCCGUUCCCGUGCCUGCACCUUCAGAGCCGUCUCCGCCCGUAUCGGCCGCGACAAACGGCGUACAAGAGAAUGGGACGUCACCUCCAGACAAGGACAAGGACACCACCAAAAAGAAGGAGAAAAAGAAGAAGAGCGAAGAGGAGCGCAAGGCUAGGAAAGAAAAGCGCCGCCGACUCGCCGAAGACAAUGGCUCCGUUCCGAUAGAAAUUCACUACGACACCGACGACUCGUCCUCGGAGAACCCGAGCGGCGCCGGUACGCCUAAACCGCCCACGACGACGACACAUCCCACGACGAACCCUGCCAGAAUAUAUCGUCGAUGCUGCCAGCUGCGAGAAACGCCCAUUCUUAAGAAGAUUACUGAGCAACUCUCUGAUAGCGCGAAUUCGUCGCCUGCGACAGGGGUCGUAAACAAGUUGGACUUGACAGACUAUUGGCUCCAGCUGCCGGACCUGAUCACCCUGGGCGACUAUCUUGCCGUGGUCCCCGUCCGAGAGAUUAUCCUUGAGAACUGCGGUCUGAGCGACGAAGGCCUCCGGGUCAUCCUCGCGGGCCUCUUGGCCGCGAGGCAACCUCCCACCUCACGGCGAAAGAAGCCGACGCACGAGCAGGAGGGGCACGGCGGUGUUGUUGAGCGGGUGGUGCUCAAGAACAACAAGCUUGGGCCGGACGGGUGGAAGCACAUUUCUCUGUUCCUCUACAUGUGCCGAUCACUGAAGUACCUCGACCUCUCACAUAUCCCGUUCCCGCGGCAGUCGCCAGCGUGCUCCAACGGUACCCUUCCAGAUGGCCGGCAGAUCCCGCGAGGCAUCGCAGAUGUCUUUUCCAAGGCCCUUGCCGAGCGAUUAGGCGGCUCUACGCUGGAAAUGCUCAACAUUGGCGAGACGGCGCCGAGCAUGGACCAGCUUCGCAUCAUCAUCGAGGGCGUCACCAAAUGUGGCAUACGCAGGCUUGGGCUCGCGCAUAACUUGAUUGACGCGGAGGGCGUGGAGGUGGUGGCCAAGUAUCUCGCCGCUGGCAUGUGCGAGGGCCUCGAUCUGGGCGGCAACGACAUCAGGGAGCACAUGGAAACGCUCGCUGGCGCUCUCAAGGAAAAGGACCCCCUGUGGGCGCUGAGCUUGGCGGGCUGCAACCUGACCCCUUCGUCGCUCUGCAAGAUCAUUCCCUCGCUCGUCAAGCUCGAGUGCUUCAGGUUCAUCGACCUCUCGCACAACCACGACUUGUUCCAGUCCAAGCCCAGCGCCGUUGGCUUGCUGCGAAGAUAUCUGCCCAAGAUGGAGGGCCUCAAACGCAUCCACUUGGAAGAUGUCAACAUGACGUCUGAGCAGGCGAUUGCCCUGGUCGAAGUCCUGCCGGAGGUCCGGACCCUGGCUCACAUUAAUCUGCUAGGAAACGAGGAGCUGGGAAAGCUGGCAGACGCCAGGACCGAGGAGGCGCAAGAGGAGGCGUGCGCCUUGUACGCCUCGCUGCUGGCGGCAACGAGGGUCUCAAGGACCCUGGUGUGCGUGGACAUCGAAGUGCCGAGCGACAAGGCCGGCGAGAUUGUCAAGGCCAUGGCCAAGCAGGUCGUUGCCUACUGUCUCCGGAACAUGGAGCGGAUUCCCGACGCAGAGAUCAACAGCGCAGUGGCGUCAGCCAUGGCCGACUCUCGCAGCGACGGCGACGCAAGGGACCCGCCGUACCCCGAUGUGCUCGCCCACCUCGUCGGCCACGAUGUUAUGGACCAGGAACUCUCAGAGGACAACGAAUCGGCGCCGGAUGAAGACUACGUCAUUGGGGGCACGGGCGUGGUCAAGGCGCUGACGUGCUGCCUCAAGAACCACGGAGACGAGUCCGGCAGACAGUCUGGCGAGUUUGUGCGGGACGCGGAGAGCGGCGACGUAACGACGCGGCCCGGGUUGGCGACCGGGGGCAAGGCCAAGGACAUGUCGAAGCAUCUGCUGGCGGGUGCACGCAAGAUCCGCAUCCGGCUGCAGCCCGCGCUCAACAAGGCCAAGGCGAUGCCGGGCGACGAGCAGACGCUGCGCAAGCUCAUGUUCCUGGACAACACGCUGCAGGGCAUCAUCAGGAGAUUCGAGGACGAGUACCCAGACACGAGAGAGCCGGCCAGACAGACGGUGGAGGCGUCACCCGAGAGGACGCCAAGCGAGGAGCUGUCGACGUCGGUGCCGAUAGGGGACGAUUCAGCAGUCGCCGUGUCGGACGGCGAGGACGAGUCGGAGAUUCACCCGCCCAAGUCGCUGUCACGGUCCAACUCGAUGGCCAAGGUGCUCGCCGAAGAGGAGGGGCGAGUGCUACGCGCGGGCCACAGGUUCAGGUCGGGGCUCGUCCUCAGGCAGGACCAGAUCGACCUGCUGAGCACCAUCGACGGCAUCUCGGAGGACCCCAAGCACGCGAGGAUGCUCGAGGGCCUGGCCGAGGACAUCGGCGGCGAGCUGCUCGAAAAGGUCAAGGAAAAGGGCGCCGUGCGGGCCUUCAAGGAGGACAAGGACGUGCUCUUCCGAAGCAUGCGGGAUAGCGACCCCGCGCAUUGGGAGCUCUUCCUGGAGUCGCAGCAGAAGGCGCGGGCCAACAUCAAGGUGGCGUCGAACGAGAAGAACGGGGAGGUGAUUCCGCCCGCUGACGAGAGCGCCAUUGCGGAUUAG
Purpureocillium lilacinum is the source of this 3681-nucleotide messenger RNA. The record is from RefSeq and is a predicted model, not a curated record. Lineage: Eukaryota; Fungi; Ascomycota; Sordariomycetes; Hypocreales; Ophiocordycipitaceae.